CCCACCUCACCAUCCGUUGGCGCUCAUCAGCAAUUAUCAUCAUUGUCUCUCGAGGACGAAAAGAAACCGGCUGUUGAACAGGCACCUGUUGAAGCAGCUCCUACUGAACAACCUGAGGCUACCAACGAAGAUGUUGAGGAAGAUGUUGAGGAAGAAACUGAACAGCCUGCGUCUACUUUUGUAGCCACUCCUAUGUUUGGACAGCCAAUUGAGCAACCAAAGGAAGAGAGCUUUAGUGGCAGACCAAGAUCAGCUCGCUCUAACCAGUCGCAAUUCAGCAUUGGUGGACAGCAAACCCCUGAAACCUCUGAGAGAUCGUUCAGCGGUAGACCCCGAACUGGACUCUCUAAUCAAUCCAGCUUUACCUUUGGCCAACCAGAGCCUGAAGUUGAGCAUCAGCCUGCAAAGCCUGUCACUAGAAGAGAUCCCAAUGCAUCUGCUUUCAGUCUAUUUGGUGAACAGACGCCUACCCCUAAGGAAUCUGUCUCUGGAACCGGCAAGAGAUUGUUCAAGCAACCUGAAAAUCGUGAACCGGAAGCUGAGAAACCUAGGGUCAGGUAAUGUAUAAGCAACGUAUUGCAGUACAGGGUAUGAAACACAUGCACUAACUACAUUUUCCAUUAAAACAGACUUGUUAAGGUCCCUGGACAGCCCAAUCGCAAUAUCUUUGGUUAAACGUACGGUCUAACAAACUUACAUGUCAAAAAGAAUCCAUAUCGGGGAAGCUUAUUACGCUACUAUUAUUUCUAUAUCUCCAUGAUAACUGACAAGUUUACUCAUCCUAGCGCAUGAGCUUUCUCUUAGUUAAUCUCCAAUCUUUAUAUUACAUUAUUUAUUUGCUACAUUGGAGACUGUGAUUUUCAAUGAUUUUGGGUU
Umbelopsis ramanniana AG is the source of this 876-nucleotide messenger RNA. RefSeq lists its product as uncharacterized. The coding region runs from base 193 to 561 and encodes 122 amino acids. The transcript has a single exon. Lineage: Eukaryota; Fungi; Mucoromycota; Umbelopsidomycetes; Umbelopsidales; Umbelopsidaceae. The record is from RefSeq and is a predicted model, not a curated record.